Messenger RNA from Chara braunii, 3819 nucleotides. Lineage: Eukaryota; Viridiplantae; Streptophyta; Charophyceae; Charales; Characeae. The record is from the annotation of a GenBank genome assembly.
GAGUAAAUGUGGUGGGGUCGAGCCCACAGUCAGGAAUGAUGGGUAGACUCCUCACUCCGCAGGCCCGACUAGCACAGGCAGCGCGAAUAAGAAGUCGGGCUAAGGCCAGUGCCAGCCAAGAACCUCCAAGAAGGGAGCCCGAACCGGGAAAAAGGAAAGAGGCUGUGGAGGUAAAGGAUGACGAUGAUGAAGAGGAAGAAGAUGAGAAGCUGCGUCGAGAAGAGGAUCAGAGGGCGGAGCAGCGGGCAAGGAAAAAGGGGACCAGGGGAGAGGGCGAACCGGUCAUACACGACGGACCGCCCAAAAAGAAGAAAUACGCGGUUCGGUUGGAAGAAGGUUUUGACGUAGAGAAAGUGAUUGACCGGCUGCUGGAAGGGGAUAAUGAUAUCAUGACCCUGAAGGAAAUCCUAGCGUCGGCCCCGCGACUCCGCGAUGAACUGAAGGGGAGAUUGUCGAGGCGCUUGGUGCCCAAUAUCCAUCUGGGUACGAUCCUACCCAAGGAGGCUGAGUGGGCAGAGUCGGGUACAAAAAUGGACUGGAAGUGCGUGGCUUGCGCCACGGUGGAUUUAGUGGUGAAAGGCUCCAAGUAUGCAGCAAUGGUGGACACCGGGGCGGAAAUGAACAUCAUCCGGGAGGCGGAUGCUAUCAGAUUCAGGCUAGACAUAGACCGAUCUGACUGCGGACCAUGUCAUAUCAACAAAGGGAAUGAAGGGGAGUUGAUUAUAGGGGAGUCCGAAUUCCUACUGCCUCAGGAGCGGACAUUGAUGGUGGAGUUGAUGAAGAGGAGGCACAAUGCCUAUGCGUUUAGUGAUGAGGAGCGUGGCAGGCUGGAUGUGGACAAAAUACCUAUGAUCCGCAUCCAUACCGUGCCGCACGAGCCUUGGAACAUGCGAGGGGCGCGAUAUCCUAAUCCUGACGAGGAGAAGAAGGUGGUGGAUUACCUCGACGACAAGAUACGUACGCACGUCGCCGACUAUUCGAGUGGGCCGUAUGCGUCCCCGUGGUUCUGCUUUAUCAAACCUACCGGGACGCUACGUCUGGUGGAAGACAUAAGAACGAUCGAGGAAGGACCAGGCCAUGUAGAACGGCAUGAGGAUUUGAUGGGAGGAAUGUAUCUCCUCGUCAACACGCUAUUGCAUGAAAGCCUCGACCAGUCAGGCUCGUUGAACCCAGCAGGGAAUGGGGACGAAGUACCCGAGAGCCAGGACGACGAGUUCGAGGAGGGUGAGAUUAAGGAGGCCUUUCGCGUAGAGGAAUAUGAUGGGAUCUACAUGGAGCUGGGGCUUCUCCUGUCUUGCGAGAUGCGGCUAAGGGAUGCAAGUGAUAGGGCUCAGAGGAUGCUGCAGCGCUACUUAGUUCCGGAUGGCCAUCUUUUCGUAAGAAGAGAAGUGGGGAAUCCCAGGAGGGUCGUCUGUGGUAGGAACCGCCAGAUUGACGUCGUAGCGGCACUUCAUGAUGGCAUUGCUGGAGGGCAUCGAAGGAUACAAGCCACGUAUGCCAAGAUAAGUGAGUUGUACUACUGGGAUGGGAUGAUGGACAUGGUUGGGAAAUUCUGUCGAUCCUGUGUACCCUAUCAAGAGAGAUCUUGUUUGAGGCAAAGAGAGCCGCUGCAUCCAAGGCUAGAGCGAGAGAUAGGGGUUGUAGUGCAUGUCGAUUUACUUUUCAUGUCGCUUGGGGAUCGGGGCUAUAACUACAUCUUCGAUGCGCGCGAUAACUUGUCUGGCUUCGUAGACGGACGUGUCAUUCGUACCAAGACUGGUUCAGUCUUGGUUAGCUGCAUCGGGGAGUACUACCUGCAUUAUCCUUUCGUCAGGGAGUUCGUAAUGGACAGGGGAUCAGAAUUUACUUGCCAGGAGGUGCAGGAGUUGUUAUCAAGGCAGAGGGACCCUGAGCCAAGGGAGGCGAGACCGUCUCGAGGAGGACGAAAGGCCCUAGCUAGGAGGGAGGAGGAGCCAGAGCCAGAGGCUGAGGAGCGAGGCGCGUACCCUGAGUGUGGGUUGGGACCAGUGGAGUUUCAUCGGUUUGCCGAGGGUGGAUUGAGGAGGUCGCCAGUACGCACACAGGGGGAGCCGCCAGCAUCUGAGGAGCAUUUGAGGAAGUUGGAGGCGCAUUUGGAUAUCUCUCAGUGGAGAGCGUCGCCUUGGGGUGAGGAGCAUGGAGAGCCGGCAAAGGAGGCGCCGCGUGAGGAGGUGCCACGUGAGGAGGUGCCACGAGAGGGGAUGCCACGAGAGGAGGUCCGGGAUACUCAGCGAGAGAGAGGACUAGGCGAUGAGGGGAGACGUGCAGGGAAGGAAGUGAUAGAGGUUGGAGAGGACACGCCCCCUCAGACGCCAGCGACCUGGAGGAGCCAGCACCUGCAGAGCCGCGCCAGGAGCCAUGCCAGCCCUUUGAAGGAGAUGGAGGCAGAGAUCCCGAAGAGGGUUGACCUCCACAUGAGGGAAAGGGCGCCACCUGGAGAGACAGCAGAGGAAAAGAGGGCGAGAAGAACCAGGAGGAUAGACGAGAUAUGGCAAGAGAGGCAGAGGUUGGAGGCGGUGGGAGAGCUUCCGGAGCAGCAGGAGGAGAGGCAGAGGUCGGAGGCAGCAGGAGCACUCCCAUGUAAGCCACCCAGCGCGCCAGCUAAGGCCCCGGAGAUCCCUGAGAUGUGGAGGGACUUCUGGGAGCAGAGAGGAGAGGAGCUUCCUUCGCCAGUCAGAGCUGGGUUUGGGGUGGCAAGGAAGGCGGAAGAAAGGUUGGAUCGAAAAAUCAAGUUCCUGGCCAAGGCAACUUUUGACCGGCACUUGCUAUUGGAGAGCGAUCUGGCAGGAAAGAAGAUAAAGGAAGCCGGCCAUGGAGUACGCCUGGAGGCUAUGGAGGUGGAAAUCCAGGAACUCAGGGCAUUGGUGGCCAGCCAGGCAGCUAUCAUUGAGAGCCUGAGGCAGCGAUCUCAGGGAGGGGCGGACAAGCCAGAGAGCAGCCGGCAGGGAGAGCAGAGGCAGCCAGGACAUGGUUUGCCCGGACAGCCAUCUGUAGCAGAGACUCGCCAGGAGCCACCUAUGGGGAGAGUUAUCCUGGAGCCAGAGGAGGCGAGAGCCCAGAGGGAGGCAGAGAGAGAGGCCUUCGAGUUCAGAGCCCCUACUGAGCUCGCGACGCUACCUAUAGCAGCGGGGGGCCCAGUCAUACCUUUGGCAAUUAAGGAGGGGCGACCACCAUCCAGCAGUGAGCCAGCUCAGGGCUCGGCAAAGGGAUCUAUGGACGUGCUCAUUGAGGCAGUGCACUCGAUGCAGGAGGAGGCGAGUUUGUUUUCGCCUGAGCAGAGGAUAAAGGAGCCUCUCGAGAGAGAGAUGGGGAUUGAGGCUGAGGGUGUCAUCGAGGGCGGGCUCCAGAGGUUGGGCACGCCCGAGUAUGGGUCAGGGGGGAUUGAGGACCGACCUGGACCGAGUACCCAGGAAGUGGAGACACGAGAGGAGCCCUUGGAUAUGCCUCAGAGCCAUGAGUUGAGGAGGGAGGUCAGCGAAGCACCAUCAUCGCCAGGGUCUCAGAGGGGAAAGAAGAGGCCCAGAAAGUGGUUCGAUACGUCCUGCUUCUUCUGUACAAAGGAGGGGCAUCGAGCCUUGCAAUGUCCUAAGUUCUUAAAGGACAAGGCUGAAGGGAAGGUUAAAGAGGAAGGAGGCAGGAUGUAUGAUAGAGAGGGCAGAAGAGUAGAGAGAUCUGCAGAUGGGGGUAGGGCUCAACUAUAUAGGCAAAACCAGGAGGAGAUGAGCGACCAGGACUGAGUUUUCCUAUAUGGUUGACAUGUUGUGUAUAGGAUAAGAGAUAGGAUUGGAUGACAUUUUGUAG